AACAACAAAAACAUUUAGUAGCAAAAUUUUCAGGUUUAUUAAAUUUCAAUAAAAUGGGUGUUACGGACUUCAUUGAGAGCGUUAAGAGAUGGACGGUGGGUCAGCUCGAUCGCACGGACAAAGAGGAAGAGCACGAGAAGCAAAAGAAAUUUCCCAAUUUGGGCGAGGAUAUUCAAUUGGUGGUUCGCACGCCAGAAUUUGAGAAUGUCAUGAAUUCGGCAUCACCAUUUUUGUUGGCCAGUUUGGGUGCCUGGCCAGGAUAUUGGCUAUAUCGUGGCUUUGAUUAUCAUUCUCACAGGGCACAUGUACCAUUGCCCGUUUAUAUAAGACAGACCUUUUACCAGGCCAAAAUGCUGCAAUUUGUCAUUAUCAUGGCCGGUAUUAUCUACAUGGCCAAACAUCAAACCGGUGAAAACAUAUUUCCCGUAGACAACAAGAAUGAUUGAUCAAUCAACUGGCCCCCAACUUGAAGUUCGUAUUUACAUCUACCAUAACCUAAGUCAACCAGAAUAAAACACCAAAAUUUUCCAAUAAAUUGUUUAAUAAAUUUUCAACAA
Messenger RNA from Drosophila innubila, 557 nucleotides. RefSeq lists its product as uncharacterized. The coding region runs from base 54 to 446 and encodes 130 amino acids. NCBI's taxonomy places the organism in Eukaryota, Metazoa, Arthropoda, Insecta, Diptera, Drosophilidae. The transcript has 2 exons. The record is from RefSeq and is a predicted model, not a curated record.